AUGAUUUACUCCUCCGGAAGAGAGUCCUACUUCAACCUGAACUCCACCUGGUAUGACCCUGCUGGGUCCUGGCUGGACACCCGACGCACACCGUUCCGUUACGGCUACAACAACUGCUGCUCCUCGCGGUGCGACGGCGAAGGUGUGGAGGGCAUGAGAGGGCACAACUACCGGCACUAUGGCUACCGGCAGCCGGUCUGCUCUGAGCGAUGCCAAGGCUACACCACGGCUGAGUCGUGCCAUGGAGGUGGAGGGUCCAGAUGUGCCAGGAGACCCACCUAUAGCUAUGGGUCAACGGGGGGAUGUCAGGGCUACGGGAGGUCGGUGUGCUCCGAGAGGUGCCAGGGGUCCUCAGGUUCGUGCCAUGGAGGUGGCGGAUCCAGCUGUGUCAGGAGGCCCACCUACAGCUAUGGGUCAAGUGGAGGAUGCCAAGGUUAUGGGCGAUCAGUGUGCUCUGAGAGGUGCCAGGGGUCCUCGGGUUCGUGCCAUGGGGGUGGUGGCUCGAGCUGCGUCAGGAGACCCACCUACAGCUAUGGGUCAACUGGAGGAUGCCAAGGCUAUGGGAGGUCAGUGUGCUCCGAGCGGUGCCAGGGUUCCUCUGGAGGGGGAUGCCACAGUUCAGUUCAGCAGCCGCAUUGCAGUGAGCCAGUGCAGUGCAUCCCACAGUGCUGCCCCACGCCAGCCCCUGUGCAGCAAGUGCCCACGGCCAAGUGCAUCCCCCGCCAGCAACAGCACCAGGUCUGCAAGGUGCCAGCCCGGAAGAUAAAGUAA
Messenger RNA from Lagopus muta (rock ptarmigan), 771 nucleotides. RefSeq names its product keratin-associated protein 5-3-like. The coding region runs from base 1 to 771 and encodes 256 amino acids. The transcript has a single exon. NCBI's taxonomy places the organism in Eukaryota, Metazoa, Chordata, Aves, Galliformes, Phasianidae. The record is from RefSeq and is a predicted model, not a curated record.